Micropterus salmoides (largemouth bass) is the source of this 2359-nucleotide messenger RNA. RefSeq names its product paired like homeobox 2Bb (gene phox2bb). The transcript is spliced from 3 exons. Gene Ontology annotation, molecular function: DNA-binding transcription factor activity, RNA polymerase II-specific; RNA polymerase II transcription regulatory region sequence-specific DNA binding. The record is from RefSeq and is a predicted model, not a curated record. Bases 284 to 1141 code for a protein of 285 amino acids. Gene Ontology annotation, biological process: regulation of transcription by RNA polymerase II. Lineage: Eukaryota; Metazoa; Chordata; Actinopteri; Centrarchiformes; Centrarchidae.
GCUAGGCGGCUCUUAGGGGGCUUUUCAUAAAACAGGGCUAGGUUCCUAUAAAGGAGGCCAGUUUUGGAGCAGGCGCUGAGCAGUGAACAUCUACCCACCGUCCAGCCUCUUUCCAACCAGUUCAAACUAAACAAGCCAUCUUUCCCCCCCAACUCAGACCGCGCGUCCUUCUCAUUUUUGCUUUUAUUAUUUUUUUUUUUACUUUCUAACCCACUUUUGGGUCGUUUUGGUUUGACUUUUUUCCCGGGAAGUGCAGCUUUCUAACUCCACCGAGCCUUCUCAAAUGUAUAAAAUGGAGUAUUCUUACCUAAAUUCCUCUGCCUACGAGUCAUGUAUGGCCGGGAUGGACACGUCGAGCUUGGCAUCGGCCUAUGCGGACUUCAGUUCGUGCAGUCAAGCCAGUGGGUUUCAGUACAAUCCCAUCAGGACCACUUUCGGGGCCACCUCCGGCUGUCCUUCCCUCACGCCGGGGUCCUGCAGCCUGGGGACCCUGCGGGACCACCAGAGCAGCCCCUACGCCGCAGUUCCCUACAAACUCUUCACGGAUCACGGCGGACUGAACGAGAAGAGAAAACAGAGGCGCAUCCGGACAACCUUCACCAGCGCCCAGCUGAAAGAGCUGGAGCGGGUUUUUGCAGAAACGCACUACCCGGACAUCUACACCAGAGAGGAGCUGGCACUCAAAAUCGAUCUGACUGAAGCCAGAGUGCAGGUGUGGUUCCAAAACCGGCGCGCCAAGUUCCGCAAGCAGGAGCGGGCAGCUGCAGCGGCCGCAGCGGCUGCCAAGUCCAGUUCUGGAAAGAAGUCAGACUCCAGAGAUGAAGACAGCAAAGACACCAAAUCUACCGACCCCGACAGCACAGGAGGACCGGGCCCGAACCCCGUGCCCACCUCCAAUUGCGGCGGACCCAGUCCGACCGGAGGCCAGGUCAACACCACCGGGAACGGACAGGUAGACCAAGUGAAGACAUCCGUGUCCACCGGCAUGGGGGUGACAGCACCCAGCCAAGGAUGGGCCACCGCCCCGGGAACCAUCACCUCUAUCCCGGACUCAUUGGGCGGGCCAUUCGCCAGCGUACUGUCGUCUUUGCAAAGACAGAACGGAGCCAAAGCUACAUUAGUAAAGACCAGCAUGUUCUAAUGAAGCUUCACAGCGGGGGAAGAAACACAGAGCAGAGUUUCCUCAUCCUCCGGAGACUGACAAGCAAUUGCCUGAGACAGACUCACGGACAAUAAAAAGCAGUUAAAAAGAAGAUAACAACUCUGUUAUUUUAUUUUUAUGCCUUGCGCCGUUCUUGUGGUCAGUGGACCCUUUUGCUGUAAAAAUAUCCAUCUUGACAAAUUACAUUGUCUUAUAAUAACUUUUUUUUUCUUAAAACAAGUGCAAGUUGGGUGACAUGUUUCAAAGGCGUUUUACUGUACUAAUAACAAAAUGACACUGAAAAUACCGCGCAGAACAAGAAACCAUACCGCCUCUUGUUUUAAGAAAAAAUGACACAUUUAAGACUGAAUACUGGACGACGUGGCUUGUUGAGAUGAACAUUUUCAUGAGAUGGGCCAAAUUUAUGAGCAUACACAGACGUCUGCGCACUGGAAACGCGACGUGCCAUCAGUGAGCAAAGGAGUCUUGUUAAGUCACAUUAUAUGUCAGAGUUCAACAGCUGCUUUGUUUGGUAGAGAGACGUUUAAUAUCCUUGACCGAGGAUGCUCCCUCACAAAUCCACGGUCUGACACAACAAUUACCCAACGAGACGCUGACGCAUUUUGCUACUCUGUUCUCUAUACACACAAUCUGCUGUUCGGAAGUAGCCUCUUGCAGCUGUGUUUUUGUUUCCAGGGCUGCUGAGAGUUUAGUUUCUUUAAAUUAUCGAUAUAAACACAAUUAUUUCCUCGAGAGAAAAAAGGCACAAACUACUGCAAUGUUCACCUCUGACAGGAAAUCUGUAUGUUUUGUGUGUCUUUCUACGGCAGUGUUUUUGUGGCUCAAAUUGUAUAGUGUUAAUACGUAUUAUUGUCUCCUAUAGUUGAACCAUAGGCCAUAUUCCCUCGUAGAUCGAUCAUACAAGUCUUUUUGAUGUUUUACAAAAUUCCCUCGAAGAAUUUAUUUUGGGUAAAAAAAGGGAAUGGAUGCAAACAUUGUAUUUAUUUCUAUAUAAUUUGCAUGUUGUCUUUGUCUGAUUUUACAAUGAUUUCCCUUCCAUUUUGUGAGCAUUAUGUAACUUGUUUUGUCCAGGAUCUGAAAGUUAUUUAUAUGUAGGUAAUGAAUGCUUAUAUUUAAGAAGGAAAUAUUUCUACAUGUGCACAUAGUUUUCCAGGUGUACCAUUGAAAUGGUUGUUGAUGAUAAAAAAAAAUAAUAGU